Messenger RNA from Debaryomyces tyrocola, 354 nucleotides. The record is from the annotation of a GenBank genome assembly. Lineage: Eukaryota; Fungi; Ascomycota; Pichiomycetes; Serinales; Debaryomycetaceae.
GAUGGAAAAUUUGAUGCUAUGGAUGGAAAAUUUGAUCUUUUGGAAAGAAGGGUAAGUAGUGUGACAGCACGGUUUGAGAACAAGUUUAAGGGAGUGGGUGGAGAGGAUACUACUCACCAAGCAUAUAAUCCUGUUAUGAAUGGAUCGAAUCGAUACCCGCAUGAAAAUGGUUUAAAUAAGAUCACAUCGUUUGAUCAGAUUAAUCAUCUUAAUGGAAACAUGACCAAUAGAUACUUGGAGUUUUAUAAGUUGGAUACUAGAGGUAGCAUUCUGAACAGAAAAAACAGAUUAAUAAAGUUCCUUGGAAUUGAUGCCGAGAACAAAAUGAGUAUAGAACAAGGAACAACAAUUUGA